AUGAAGCCGUUGUUUGGGAAGAUUGUAUCGAAUAAGAUGCAAAAAUCAGUGCUAGUGGAAGUGGCUCGUAUUGUAAAGGACCCAAAAUAUGGCAAAUAUUACAAGAAGACCAAGAAAUUUAUGGCUCACGACGAGGAAAAUGCGUGUAAUAUUGGCGACUUGGGCAUUGGUGAUAAAGCAGCACAUCAGCAGAAACACUGGGCACACCGAUCGAAUCAAUCUGUCUUUUGCCGUCACAAAAACUUUAUGUUGCAGCAGUAUUUCGAUAGCAGUAAGAGCGAAACAGGUACCGGUGCGGUUUAA
Molecule: messenger RNA, 303 nt
Organism: Peronospora belbahrii
Lineage: Eukaryota; Oomycota; Peronosporomycetes; Peronosporales; Peronosporaceae
Source: the annotation of a GenBank genome assembly